UCACUGUGAAUUCACUUUCCAUUUGUUUUGGUGUUCUGUCUUAUCAUCGCUGAGCAGGUUUCGACGACCUGAAAUUUACCUACAAUGACGAGGCUGUCUUAUUUCUGUCUACAGCUUGCACUUUUCCAUUUUUUUCGUGCUACCUUCGCUAUCAGCAGCCAUUGCUAUUACCCGAAUCAACAGGAAGCCGAAGGUGAUUCUCCUUGCAACCCAAAUGCGGACUCGAGUGCCUGCUGUGGUCGCGGUAUUGGUACGAUUUGUCUUUCUAAUGGUCUAUGUCAAGGACCUAACGGAGCUGUAAUUCGGGGCUCUUGCUCGGACAAGUAUUGGGACUCGGGAAACUGUGCCAACUACUGCUUAGGCGCUUCCCUUGGGGGUACUGAUCUGGUUUCUUGCGCAAACGUCACUAAGGACGACACAUCUUAUUGCUGCAAUGGUGCUGAAAAUUGCUGCGAUUCUGGAGACGGCAGGUUCUCGGUUGGUCCGCAUAAUCCGACCACAUCAGCGACCUGGAACGCGGUUUCAACCAAGUUCAUACUGGUUGGGAUAACAUCAACAUCUUCGUCAACGCGUACUGCGUCAUCAAUCCCUACAGCAUCCUUGACUAGGGAGUCGACAACUUCACCCCCAGGCUCAACAACAGCUAAUAGUACUAUUAGCGGCGAACUUCCAAACGAUAUUCCUACCAGCACAAAUAUAGUUUCGCAACCCGAGAGUACCUUUAAUUUGAAUCAGGGAACUGCUACAUCAUCUGAUCUUAGCGAUGGUGCGAAGGCCGGGAUUGGUAUUGGCGUCGCCAUAGGGACUCUACUUAUUGUAGGUUUGAUAUAUGCAUUAUGGAGGUUGAAGAAAAUGAAGAAUAGGCUGGCCAAGGACCAACCUGGAAACCAAAACAACCAAGCCCCUACAUUUCCCACAUCCGAGGUCCUGAUGCCUCCGAAUAAUGUCAACAUGACAUCAGCUCUACCUCCCAAAAGCCAAAGUCAGAUAUCAGAAUUGUACGGGCACGAUAAUCAUCUUCACGAAUUACCUACCGAAUCUACAUAGCGGAUAUGCGAUCGAUAUUUUGGGAUCGAUAAGAUAUGUUGAAUAAUAAUCCAUCUCUCCUUUAUUCGGAUGUUGCCGUCAUAACUGGGGUGUCGAUAUCUUGCACCGCUGUGGCAUCAUCGGUGCCAAGCCGGGGCUGGUAGUGGGUUUAGGAAGGCGGCCAUCG
This is a messenger RNA of Daldinia caldariorum, 1213 nucleotides long. RefSeq lists its product as uncharacterized. The transcript has 2 exons. Bases 85 to 1047 code for a protein of 320 amino acids. The record is from RefSeq and is a predicted model, not a curated record. Lineage: Eukaryota; Fungi; Ascomycota; Sordariomycetes; Xylariales; Hypoxylaceae.